AGCCAAGUGAAUGAAAGUCGUUAGAUUUUGAACUCGCUUCAGUUUAGGCAUUGUACCUUUUUUUUGUUUUUCUUUUAGACUCCAACAACCAACUCCAACCUUGAUUUCUUGUGUAAUUAUAAUCUCAUCCACAUCCACCCCACGAAGCCUAAAGCCCCCUUAAAAAACACGAACAACAAAAACCCUGAUCCUUAAACUUCACGUCAUCAAAAUCGCCAUCGUCAUCGUCAUCAAAGUCCGUGGUCCUAUGUACGGUAUAAGUUGUAUAAGUUGUAACAUUCUCCGUGGUCCUUGUUUUGUGUCGGUGUGGGUUUAUUAGCAAUCAUGCGCUUAGGUCUGGUCAAAUUUCUUCGGCUGUGCUGCUGGUUUCUUAACUCUCGGUCUUAGGCCACGAAAACAAGAAAAAGCGAAAGGAAAGGAAAGUCUUUCACUUUCACAACUCACAGCGUGAUUCCGUCAAAAACCUUAGCACUCAUACUAUCACAGUCCUGCUACACCAAUUCGAUCAUAAUGUGUGUGUUAGUUUUAUUAGACUUUCCCUCCAAACGAACUUAAGCCUCGGACUUGAGGGAUAUCUUUCAAUCGUUCAGAGGGUUUUAAGCAAGCCGGUUGGAUUUAGUUUUCGAACUCACUGUACUCCGUACUCUGUACACUGUAUACGCUCUAUAUAGUAUAUAUAUACAUCUGAAUUAAACUUAGUAACUUUAGCUAAUUUAAUUGUUGUUGUUGUUUCGUCUAUUGUUAUUGUUCGUGCCUUAAAGUAGAAAAAAAAACAUUUAAUGUGAAGCACACCACAGCGCCUUUAUACUGCUCAGAGUCUUGAAGUUGUUGAUGGUGCCGCUCAAACGACCAACUCAUAAAUUCGAAAAUCAUAUACAGCACAUUCAUAGCUUUUAUCGGGAACUCUAGAUCUAGUGUUUAGGGAUGAAGUAAAUGCAAGAAAUAUUAAGUGCCUUAUAACAGUAAUUUUACAGGAAAUAUUGUUGAAUUAAGGGAUUCUCUGUUCUUCAAAAGGGCAAGGACUAAAAUAUCCUCCUUUUCUUUUAUUAUUAUUUUUGUUGGUUAACCUAUUUUUAGUAAGUAACUGGAAGUGGAACAUUUAAUGAGACCCUUUUCCUUGGUUUGGAAAUAUUUCCCCAGAAGAAUAUCCUUAUACGUUGCAAGGAAAAAGAAGAUAAACAAUUACAAAUAUUCUAAUUUGUGUUUUAAAAAGAGUGUGUGAAAGUUUUGUGGGAAGAAAACUUUGCGAUUGUGAAAAGAUUUACAAAAGAAAAAACCGAAAAGACUAAAGAAAUUUCAAAAUGCAGCCACUUAAACGCUAUACCCAGUGCGGAAGUUUGACAAUGUUAUUUGUUGUUUUUAUUGUUCUGUUUGGAGUAAGUUCGACGGCGUUGACAACUUUUGGCAAAACAAACUCAAAUUCACAACCUGCUACACCUGGACCAAUUGUUAAAGGACGUGAAUGUUCCAGCCAUGAUGAUUGUGUGUCAAUAGAUAAAUCAAGUUGUGUAAAGGAUCUAAAUGACUAUAAGCUGCGCUGUCUUUGUGGUGACGAUUCAGCACCGCAAAAUGGACUUUGUCCAAACGUACCAAAAGGGCUACGUCACAAAUGCUCUAGUACCAAUGAUUGCGAACCAAACAUGAUAUGUACCAUGGAGAAUGCAAAUAGGACAAUAGGCGUGGCAAAGUUCAUGUCAUCAAAAGUCAAGCUGUGCCUCUGCGACAACGAAAGUGGCUACGUUGAAAAUGCUCUAGACAGUAUAUGCAAUGGAGGUGCUCUACAAGCAAUUUCCAAUAUCCUGGUAUCAAUUGGAUCUAUAGCUGUGGGCGUUAGUGUUUACUCAAGUUUAAGGUUUUAUGAAUAUUUUUAAGAAAAACUUAUAUUAUGCAAAAUUUAAAAAAUUCUACUUUUAUAUUGUUUUGUUUUUAUGAUUUAGAUGAUACAUUUUUGCUCAAUUUUUAAAAAUGAUAUUAUUUUACUUGUGAAAAUUAUAAAAUUAUUAUUAUUACCGCGCAUCGAGCUAUAAAUAAAAAAAAAUAAAUUUUAAAUUAAUGGAAUUGUUAAAUGCAUUUGUAGGAAAUUUUGUUAUGAUUGUAAAGGUAUAUGUACGUAAAUGUUUAUGUAUGUUUAUUAAAUAAGUCGGAAAUUCAAAAAGAAUAAGAAAUCAAAAAUAUUAAAUCACUUUCAAUUGCAAAAAUAAUAAAAGUCACAUGGAUUUCUACAUAAAUUUAAAAUAACACAAUUUAUUAAAAAAAUAAAAAGAAAACAUUGCACCACGUAAAAAAACGUAACAUUUUUGUUUAAAAUUUUUGUCAAAAACAAAAAUGUACUUUAGUUUUAAUGGUUUUAAUAAAGUGGUUAUUUUUUAGAACUAA
Eupeodes corollae is the source of this 2376-nucleotide messenger RNA. RefSeq lists its product as uncharacterized. Bases 1302 to 1871 code for a protein of 189 amino acids. The record is from RefSeq and is a predicted model, not a curated record. The transcript has 4 exons. Lineage: Eukaryota; Metazoa; Arthropoda; Insecta; Diptera; Syrphidae.